Messenger RNA from Fonsecaea nubica, 903 nucleotides. RefSeq lists its product as hypothetical. NCBI's taxonomy places the organism in Eukaryota, Fungi, Ascomycota, Eurotiomycetes, Chaetothyriales, Herpotrichiellaceae. Bases 1 to 903 code for a protein of 300 amino acids. The record is from RefSeq and is a predicted model, not a curated record. The transcript has a single exon. Gene Ontology annotation, molecular function: oxidoreductase activity.
AUGGCCUUUCGACGAAUUUGUCUCAUCGGCGGCUCCGGUAAUCUAGGUACUCUGAUCCUCAAACACCUGUUGGCCUCUUCACAAAACUUCCAGGUCACAGUCCUGACACGCCAUUCUUCCCCCGCAAAAUUCCCCGAUGCCGUCACCGUCACCCGCGUCGCUGACGAUUAUCCGAUCGCCGAGCUCACAGACGCCUUCAAGGAUGUCGACGUCGUCAUCUCCGCCAUCUCCAUGAUGGGCAUGCACCAGCAGUACAGUUUCAUCGACGCCUGCAUCGCCGCAAAAGUGAAGCGAUAUUUCCCCACCGAGUUCGGCCUGGACGACUUGCCGGACUGGCUGCUCCAGUUGCGGGAGAUGUUCAAGAUCAAGCACGACGUGCGCGACUACUUGAUCUCCAAGCAAGACACGGGCCUCGAGUGGACCAGUGUUUGCUGCAAUGCCUUCUUUGAGAUGGGCCUCAUCUCUGGGUUUUUCCAGCUGCACUUUGACCAGAAGAAAGCCGUUUUGAUAGACGGCGGCGAGCCCAGAUUCGUCGCCACGACCAUGGAUACCGUCGCUUUGGCCGUGGUCAAGGCGAUCGAGAAGCCCGACGUCUCCAAAAACCGGAUUUUGCUGGUCCAGGAUUUCAGGACCAACCAAAAGGAAAUGUUGGAUGCCGUGCAGCAGAAGAUGCCUGGGUGGCAGGUGGAAAACGUCCAGCACGGACCGUGGCUAGAGCAAGGGAAGCAGGAGGUCAGGAGUGGCGACAACAGCGCGCUGCCAAAAUUGACCUUUGGCACCUUCGCACAAGGCAAUCAGUAUGAAGGGAGGCCCGAGUUUGGAAAUCCGCUGUUGGAUCUGCCGACCAAAUCAUUCUCGGAAGCCAUGGAUAAUUUCUGGAAUGAAUACGAGAGUCGUGCCUAG